This is a messenger RNA of Culex quinquefasciatus (southern house mosquito), 558 nucleotides long. RefSeq lists its product as uncharacterized. The transcript has a single exon. The record is from RefSeq and is a predicted model, not a curated record. Gene Ontology annotation, molecular function: chitin binding. The coding region runs from base 1 to 558 and encodes 185 amino acids. NCBI's taxonomy places the organism in Eukaryota, Metazoa, Arthropoda, Insecta, Diptera, Culicidae.
AUGUGUAGCUGCUGUUCCAGUAUUCAACUGUUUCCGGAUCCUUACUCCUGUACCGGGUACUACUUCUGUGAAUCCAUCGGUGCACCGGGUGAUGCCUACAAGUGUGACACGGGGUACAACUACAACAGCAAGGUUCAACUGUGUCAGCGUGGCUUCACCGGGUGUCAAGUGGCCAACUGCACGGGCGUCACCGCAAUCUUCACGACGUACUUUGGAAAUCCGCAGUACUUUUACUACUGCAAGGCCAAUCCGGAUGAUGCUACGGCACCGAAACAGCCCGUGAUGUUCUCGUGCGGUAGUGGAGCCACGUUGAACGCGAAGCUGGGCAAGUGCAUCUACAAUUGUCCUCGUGAGGGACUGUUCAAGAAAGAUGGCAGUCCGUCAUCGUACUACCAGUGCGCUUACACCGCCGGAGUUCUUGUGUCCCAGGAGAAGAAAUGUCCGACCGCGGGACAGGUGUUUGACGAUACGAAGAAGACAUGCGUGAAGGGACCGGCGACCACGACUACGCCAGCGCCAGCGGCUUCGCUCAGGAAGCUUUCCUACAAACGUUGGUAA